Messenger RNA from Mirounga angustirostris (Northern elephant seal), 3140 nucleotides. RefSeq names its product chromosome unknown C5orf34 homolog (gene CUNH5orf34). Lineage: Eukaryota; Metazoa; Chordata; Mammalia; Carnivora; Phocidae. The transcript has 13 exons. The record is from RefSeq and is a predicted model, not a curated record. The coding region runs from base 713 to 2629 and encodes 638 amino acids.
AGAAGAGGUCUCUAUCUUUGUCCAAGUUUUUGUUUGUUUUUUUUUACAGCUUUAUUAAGGUAUAAUUGUUGUUUAGAUUAUUUAAACAUGCAUUACUCCACUAACAGCUCUUGGCUGAACUGCCUGACAAGGACGAAUCACAGCUAGGUCCGACCGGUCCCAACCUGAAUAUCAAGUAAAGAUCAAGAAGGAAGCAACCGCAUUCAGGACAGGGAAAGCCCGCCUCCCUUACUUCCGGUCCCGCCCUUCUCUAGGAGCGCGACGGAGAUUGGCCCCCGGAGCGGAGGGCGCGGACUGGGCGGGACUUCCGGUCUUUUUCCGGAGAGGAAAGACGCUUCCCCCGGUUGCGGGAAGAUUUGAAUUGCUGUUGAUUUCCUGUGUUUUCUUUGCGGGUUCAUAGUUGGCGCUGCCGCCCUUUUCCCGCUACCCUGACACGACGGACGUCUCGUCCAGAGCACUCUCUCUGUGACCUUAUUCCUCUGCGGCUGUGAUUGUUUUCUCUCAUCAAGAAACAUCACCGUUGGUAAUUUGUCAAAUUCAAGAAAUAUCCCUGGAGAAGCGGUCGUGGGCAGGCUUCAAGCAUUUUGGCAAAUUAAAGGGGCCUUUGGCCUCAUUUCUAGGAAUUUUCAUCUCAGAACUGCCGUGUGAGUCCCAGACGUUGGUUAUUGUUUUGUCUUCACCCUGGAAGGACAUUUCAUCCAUAGUCCUAGGAAUGGCAGCGGAAGUGCGAAUGGUACUUUAUGAAGACGAUUCAGUGCAAGUGCAAUAUGUUGAUGGUUCCAGACUGCAGCUUUCUCCAUGUGGCUCUGAAUUUUUAUUUGAAAAGGCACCUCCUGUUUCAGCACAUCCUUUAGAACAACCAGAAAGAAUUCGUCAAAGGACACACUUCGUUAUUAGCACUUACCGAGAGCAACUACAGCGAGCCCUAGAUUUUCGAAAUUCUUUUGCUGUUUGCCCUUUUUUAUCUGAAACCAUCAUACCUUCUGAAAGAAAAAAGCGUAUCUUCAUUGACUUCUCAGAAGUGAGAUGGCCCAGUCCUGACACUGCUGAUGGUGUGGUAUGUACGCAGAGGGGCAGCGUGAAGAUAGCAUCGUUGGAUGGGCACGCAUACCUUUGCCUUCCCAGAUCGCAGCAUGAAUUUAUAGUACAUUUUUUGUGUAAAGUAAGCCAGAAGCCAGACUCGUCUUUAGUAUUGUCAGAAAAGAAGAAUCAAGCCAGAAAGGACAAACUAGUUGAGAAAGCAGGCAAAAUCUGUACAUAUGGAAGUUUAUCAAGACAGAGACUGAAGAAUAAAGAAAAUGACCUUUAUUGUCAGCUCACGAAAUCCAAGGAACCUUUAGAGAAGAAGAGCUGUGUAGAUGGAGCUGAAAGGAGGGAGGAGCCACCCCCGCCUGGUACACGACACACGUGUGUAUACACAUGGGUGAAGCAGCGCUGGCCUGUGGCCUCCUGUCCAGAGGAAUGGAAAUAUCCUUUGUCUUUAGCACUUCAUUUUCAUAAUAAAAUCAGCAGUAUGUCAAGAAGUGAUGCAGACAUCACCCGGAGUAGAACGUUAACUUCUGAGAUUUCAGAGGAAAGAGGAAAAGAGGUUUCUGCUCUUCCCAGGGCCCUGUUACUCAGCUGUCCUGUCCCCCACCUGCACAGGUGGAAUUUUUGUGAUUCACUUUCACAAAGACAGUUUGAUGAAGAAUAUUCCUAUGCUGAGCUAGUGAAAGUGGUUUGGUACAAAGGUGUAACUUACCGACUAAACCAUAAAAAUGUGAACUCAAUAGAGAUUUAUCCUGGAGAUGGAUCUGUUUUCAAAUCAGAGGGAGCUUAUUUUGGGAGGUAUUUUACAUAUUAUUCCAUUCAAGAAGGAUCAGAAGAGAGAGAAGAGAAAACUUACUCAGUAAAUAACCUUCCUCCGGACAGACCAGGAAGUCUGUUCUCUGUGUGUUCUCUACUUAAACAGGCAACCAGAAUUCUUCAACACUGUGCCAAGACAAGGCUUUCUUUAAGCCAUAAUUAUCGUAUAUGCUGCUGGAAAAUGGUACCUGGGAUAAAUGAUAGCAGUAUACUGCCUUUGCUUUUGAGAGAAUCAAUCAUACCCAGCGUGGGAAGAUUUCUUGCAUACUCUGAUGACAAAGUACAUGCUGUCUUUUUAGAUGGCAUUACUCUAACCCUAAAUUGGAAUUUCAGCUCUUUUAUUGAAAAGAGACAGGUAAAUCAAGGUCUCAAUUUAGGUUGGUGUAAGUUAACUUUUCCCGAUGGACAAGAUCAGUUAAUUCAAAUUGAACACCCUGGACCAUACGAAAGCUAUGUGAUAGCGGUUGUAUCAUGGUGCAGAAGACUGACCCAGACUAGUGAGAGAGAGAUGCCCACACAUUCUUCAUCUUCUGUUAUUGAAGAAAAUUGGUCUGUGGCCUCUGAACUUGAAAAGAUAAAGAAAUUUAACCUUUUAUUGGAAAAUAGUGGUAUCCUAAACCAGAUUUCUAACAAAAAAAACAAAGAGUCAUCUGAUCAUUAUGAACCAAAAUCUCCAGAAACCUUGCUGGAAGAAGUUAAUGAAGAGAGAGUAUCAGUGGCAUUGAAAAAAACCUCUGAAAUCCUUCAGGAUAUUGACUGUCUUCUAUCAAGUUCUAAAAAGUGAAAAAUGGAAUUAUUAUAAACCUUAAGGAUGUUGUUUCAACUGACUAGUAUAAAAUUACUAGUAAGCCAAGAAAUUAUAUAUAUUACUUCUGUGCAAUGAUUAUAUAAAAAAUGACAUUUAACUUUGGAGGUUACCUAACUUGUAAAUUUUAAACUAUAUGUUUAUAAUGUAUUUUAUUAAUAAAGAACUGUUUUAGGAUUUUGAACAAUUUCUUAUUUCAGAUUUAUGAGAAAAACUUAUAAAAUUAUAGUUGCUGUUUUAGCUUGUGGAGCAUUCACUAUUAAUCCUCAAGUUUUGUUUUGUUUUUUUUUCCUUCUUAAAUAUGCAGAAUUGUGUGUAUUUGGUCAUUUGCUUUUUGGUCUCCAAAUAUUUUUCAACAGAACUACCAAAAGAGAAUUAGAUCUUUAUAUAUAUAUAUAUAUAUAUAUAUAUAUAUAUAUAUGCAAUAUUGCUUCAAGCUAAGAAUUGGGCACUUCAGCAAAGACCAAAUUUCAUCUGAAUUGUCUGAUUA